AUGGAUGACCUCAAGCCUCUGAGUGAUGUGUUGGGUGUCUGUGGUAUCCUAUCAGCUACACGAUGUGCAAGCGAGGUAGCCACCCCGGAAUUUGCUCAGGUUAACCACCGUGCUGAGAGCACAGGAAGCCAUGUCGUCGACGGAACUGCUCCUUCACACCAUCGCAAAGAGCAGUACCUUGCUUAG
Messenger RNA from Penicillium paradoxum, 186 nucleotides. RefSeq lists its product as uncharacterized. The record is from RefSeq and is a predicted model, not a curated record. The coding region runs from base 1 to 186 and encodes 61 amino acids. The transcript has 2 exons. Lineage: Eukaryota; Fungi; Ascomycota; Eurotiomycetes; Eurotiales; Aspergillaceae.